AUGCCGUCGACAGAGCCGCCUGUGGCGUCAUGUCCUGCACCGCCUAAUUACUGCCUCGACCGAGGUCGAAGCUCGCCUUCAUUGGUGGAGGAGCCCAAGUCUCAUCUUGAUACGUUGAUAUCAUAUUUAGUGGCUGCCAAGCGAUCCCUGUCGUCGAUAUACCAUGUCUCACGAGCCAAUGAAAUUGUCAACACCGCGCGGACUGCCCUCGAGGAGAGCGUGAUCGUAUCGGCCAGAACGGGGUUUUUGAGACGUGGACAAAAGAAUCAAAUUCGGCUUUUGUAUAAAGUACGCACGGAAAUCGAAAAUAUAUCACAUCGAGGACGUGCAGAAUUUGCCAGUGUGUUAAAGGAGCUUGACGCAGUCGAUGAUCGCUUGCGACGUACCUUAGAUAAACUACAGCAAACAGUGGUGCAUUCUUCAUUCCGUCCAGAGGGCGAAGACUCCAAGAGCCUCCAUGACUUUGUAGAUGAACGCGGUGUCGAUGAGUUGCAAACAGUUUUGAAAUCAUCUAUUGACCGUAUAAACGAAGCUCAGGCGCAGCUGGAUAAGUCCAGCUCUGCCUUUGAUGAAGAACUCCAGUCGCUUCAACAUGCCCUUGGGCGAUAUCGCACCGCAAUGGAGCUAGUAUCCUCCCGUUCAUCACUCUCGGGAUCCUCACCGGCCGCGUCCAACCCGGCAUUAGCGUCACCGUCGUCCAUACCAGCAAUGCUUCACUCACUAGAAUCCAAUGCUCAAGAGAUGGCAGAUCUACUCGAAUCCUUGGUCCAUCAUUUUGACAGAUGUGUCACGGCUGUGAAACACACCGAAGGCGGCGGAGCUGCAGCUCGAUCUAUUACUGGCGACAUGCCGGACGCUUUUAAUGUCCCACUCGGAAAAGAGAUCCAUGAAGCUGCUGAAAUCAAUGCCAAUGACUCAGUCGACCCCAUGACCGAAUCCGACUACCAAGAAAUGCUUGGUGUUCUUACGAGAGAUGCAGCGGAAGCUGAAGAUGUUGUUCUUGAAAUCCAAGAGCGCAGCAAUGAUAUGGAAGCUAUCCUAGAAAGUGUUCUCGGGCACCGCGAUGCGGUCGUGGCCAUCUGCAAUGCUACUACGGAGAUAUUUGGUCACCUUUCCAGUCUCGCUUCCACCCGCUUACCAGAGUUCAUCGCUCAAGCACAUAGUUUCACCCAAACUUGGAACGAAGAACAUGAACGAAUAAGGGCCGGCAUGGCAGACCUCUCCGAUCUUCGAUCACUCUAUGUUGGGUUCCUGGAUGCUUACGAUGGUCUCAUCCUCGAAGUUGCUCGGCGCAGGCACAUGCGCCAAGGUGUCGAGAGGGUUUUACGGGACACCCGCGCUAAACUUGACCAGCUCCACGAGGAAGACGUCAACGCUCGAGAAGCUUUUAGAGUAGAACAAGGUGAUUACCUACCAUCUGACAUUUGGCCAGGCCUAGGACGCGGGCCAAUGAAGGUCAAAUUCGCACGACUACCAGGCGAAAGACUCGCGCAGGCAAGCGGUGACAAUGACCAGGAAACGGAACCUACAGACGCCCCCAUCGAGGAUGAGUCCCCAGCUGAUGACGGCGAUUAUAUUCCGGAUCUGCCGAAACAUGUCGUUGAUGAGGCUAUUGCACGAUUAAAAGCACGAGCCAAGGCCGACCCCUUAGGAUGA
Messenger RNA from Talaromyces proteolyticus, 1656 nucleotides. RefSeq names its product putative kinase activator. The transcript is spliced from 2 exons. NCBI's taxonomy places the organism in Eukaryota, Fungi, Ascomycota, Eurotiomycetes, Eurotiales, Trichocomaceae. Gene Ontology annotation, molecular function: molecular adaptor activity; protein kinase activator activity. Bases 1 to 1656 code for a protein of 551 amino acids. The record is from RefSeq and is a predicted model, not a curated record. Gene Ontology annotation, cellular component: Atg1/ULK1 kinase complex; phagophore assembly site. Gene Ontology annotation, biological process: autophagy of peroxisome; autophagosome assembly; piecemeal microautophagy of the nucleus.